Molecule: messenger RNA, 870 nt
Organism: Orcinus orca (killer whale)
Lineage: Eukaryota; Metazoa; Chordata; Mammalia; Artiodactyla; Delphinidae
Gene: CTSE
Product: cathepsin E
Exons: 7
Biological process (GO): proteolysis
Cellular component (GO): endosome
Molecular function (GO): aspartic-type endopeptidase activity
Source: RefSeq, a predicted model, not a curated record
AUGGCAAAAAUUGUUGUAGAAGGACUGACUGACGUCGGUCAGCGAUUUGAAGAGAGUGUCACAGAGACUGACCAGUCCUUUAUGAAGGCAGAGUCUUAUGGCAUUCUGGGCCUGGGAUAACCCUGCUUGGCUGCUGAAAGGGUGACCCCAGUGUUCGACACAAUGGCCCAGAAGCUGGUGGAUCUACCCGUGUUUUCUGUGUACACGAGUAGUGACACAGGAGGUGGUGCAGGUAGCAAGCUGAUUUUCAGAGGCUAGGACCACUCCCAUCUCUCUGGGAACAUAGAUUGAGUCCCAGUCACCAAACAAGUCUACUGGCAGAUUGCAGUGGACACAAUCCAGGUGGGAGGCACCAUGAUGUUCUUCUCCGAAGGCUGCAGGCCAUUGUGGACCCAGGGACCUCCCUCAUCACAGGCCCCUCAGGCGGUAGCAAGCAACUGCACAGACCACUGGGGCAGAGCCCAUGGACAGGGAAUUGGGAGGCCUCUGAAUAGAUCCUCUGUGUUCUAUUUUUGUACACUCUGGAGUGUGUCAACAUCAGUGUCUUGCCGGAUGUCACCUUCACCAUCAAUGGGGUCCCCCACACCCACCAACCAACUGCCUACACCCUGCUGUUGCCUGUACUCAGGAAAUUCAUGGAUGGAAUGAAGUUCUUAAUCAGUGGUUUUCAAGGUUCUGACAUCCAACUUCCAGCUUGGUCCUUCUGGACCCUAAGCAAUGUAUCAUUAAACAGUUUUAUUGCCUUUGACCAUGGGAAUAACCAUGUGGGGCUGGCCCCAGCAGUCCCCUAAGCAGGGGCCUUGUGUCUCGUUUGACCUAAAGGUUUCAGCAGCCAUUGAUGAUCCUCGCUUAGAUCCACACUAUCACUAG